This is a messenger RNA of Scleropages formosus (Asian bonytongue), 2435 nucleotides long. RefSeq names its product StAR related lipid transfer domain containing 10 (gene stard10). The record is from RefSeq and is a predicted model, not a curated record. Gene Ontology annotation, molecular function: lipid binding. Bases 756 to 1565 code for a protein of 269 amino acids. The transcript is spliced from 6 exons. NCBI's taxonomy places the organism in Eukaryota, Metazoa, Chordata, Actinopteri, Osteoglossiformes, Osteoglossidae.
UGUGUGUGUGUGUGUGCGCGCGCGCGCGCGAGUGAGAGUAUGAAUGUGUGUGCGGUCGGGUGGGUGGUUCCAGGCCGCAUGUCAGUCUCAUAUCUUCCCCCGGUGUGUGUUUGUUCCCCAUCUCCGACCUGCAGCGCUGUUCUGCGAGGCGCGCGCAGCCACUGGGGGGGGUGUUCUCUGCAAACGGACCGAACGUCACCACCCCCCUCCACACACACACACACACACACCUACGGACACACGGCUCAGUGAAGCGUCGCUUCUCGUUUAAUUAACGCAAUUAGCGCACGCGGGGCGGUAGUGCGUGCGCUCGCUCGCUCGCUCUCUCUUUCUCGAACCGCCGCGAUACAAAGUAUCGAUUGAGGAAGCGGCGCGAGUGCGACGCGGGCGGCACUUUGAUCCAGCGCUCUUCGCUCAUAAACAGAUAAUUUCGCGUCUGUUUUUUUUGGUCGGCGCACGUCAUUUGUUUGCUGUUCCUGAUAAUUUGUGAAGAAGGAGUGUUUUUUUUCUUCUUCUUCUUCUUCUUUCCCACUCAACAAUCAGCGCGUCUGUGGAUGUUGGAAGGAAAUUAAGAGAGGAGCAGAUGGUCAGGUGGUGUGCUGUGGAGAAGUGAGGAUCUAGCUGGAUUUGGACCUUCUCUGGACCUCAUCUCUGUCUCUCCGCCCAGACGCCUCUCACCCGGGCUCAGUCUCUGCUCCAGUCGUCCUCCUCCUCCAUUCCCCAAGUGUCUCUCCUCCGCUCCGGUCCCGGUGAAGAUGUCCGGAGAGGCCGUCCUCAUACCGGACGACCGGGCGUUCAGCAGCUUCAGAAGCGAGUGCUGCACGAUGGAGGGAUGGAACCUGACCUACAACAAGAACGGCAUAACGGUGUGGAUCCAGAUCCUGGAGGAGGAGAAGUCCUUGCAUAAAAUCAAGUGUCAGAUGGUGUGCAAGGACGUCCCCGCGGAGACCAUGUACGACGUCCUCCACGACAUCGAGUACCGGAGGAAGUGGGACGCCAACGUGAUCGAGACCUUCGACAUCGGAAAGCUCACCGUCAACGCUGACGUGGGCUACUACUCGUGGAAGUGUCCGAAGCCGCUGAAGAACCGCGACGUCAUCACCCUGCGCUCCUGGCUGCCCAUGGGAAACGAUUACAUCAUCAUGAACUACUCCGUUAAGCACGCUAAAUACCCCCCGAAGAAGGACAUGGUGCGCGCCGUCUCCAUCCAGACGGGCUACCUGAUCCAGAGCAACGGACCCACGAGCUGCACCCUCACGUACCUGGCACAGGUGGACCCCAGAGGUUCGCUACCAAAGUGGGUCGUCAACAAGUCUUCCCAGUUUUUAGCUCCAAAAGCGAUGAAGAAGAUCAACAAGGCGUGUGUGAAGUACCCCGACUGGAAGCGGAAACACAACCCGGGCUACAAGCCGUGGCUGUAUCCGGAGCAGAACCGGCUCGCCAACAUCCCCCUCUCGGAGCUCAGCAUCCAGCACGCCGACUCCCUGGAGAACAUCGACGAGAGCGGCCUGAGCGAAGCCAAAGAGGAGCGGGGGGAGGGCAGCGAUGAGGAGGGGGCUAACUGAGGGCUGCAGUCACUCGCUCACCCUUUCUGCCACUGACACCACACACACACACACACACACACACACACACACACGCGCGCGCACUCUACUCAUCACACAUGUAUGAUAUAAACCCAGGAUGUCUUUCGGCUGGGCCUUCUGCUGCUUGACCACAAGUGCAGGGUGGAGCAGCGGGGGUCCCGACUUGUAAAUCGAUGCGUUCAUAGAGAUGCACUCUAGGGAAAUGCACGGGUUCAAGAACAGGGGCUGCAGGGUUGCCACCUUGGUUCCUUCUGGCACUGGGUUUGAAAGGCCUUCCUCUGAGCGCAUACACACAUACACACCCCCCCCUUCCCUAUACCAUGUGACUGCACGGUCCACACAGCACCCCCACCUGGGCAGAUCAGGGCAGUUUUCAUGUGUGAUGUGGGUUAUGUUCCAGGUGUUGCAAGUGGGGCCACCUGUCCAGUGAAUUCUUUUUCUGAGAUGAUCUCUUGUCAUCUGCGGGUGUCUCUCAGAAUUUAUUUUCCCGAGCGAAACGGCCAGUUUCUUUCCCCGUCGUCCUUCAUAGCCUGGAACACGGACUCAUUACCAGAGAUUUCAGCUUUUCCCCGAUUCCAUAAAGGCUCCGAUCUUUCAAACACAAGGGGUCACGGAGGUCAACAUGUGCUGCCAUGAAAACCAGUGCUGUUUCUAACAAACACAAGUCUGCUUUCUGUUAAAUGGAGUUGUAUGAAUGUAUGUUUAAAAAAAAAAAAAAAAAAAAAGGGAAGAAAGUUAAAAUACAAAUUACUUUGAAGGUUUUGAGAUUUCAUGUCUCAUUUCAUUUAUUCUGUGACUGUUUAUUAUCCUAGUUCAUAAUAAAGUGGUGUUAGUCGUGCAGGUUCAAAA